Molecule: messenger RNA, 520 nt
Organism: Pongo pygmaeus (Bornean orangutan)
Lineage: Eukaryota; Metazoa; Chordata; Mammalia; Primates; Hominidae
Gene: MSMP
Product: microseminoprotein, prostate associated
Exons: 3
Coding region: 1-420 (139 amino acids)
Cellular component (GO): cytoplasm
Source: RefSeq, a predicted model, not a curated record
AUGGCCCUAAGGAUGCUCUGGGCUGGACAGGCCAAGGGGAUCCUAGGAGGCUGGGGGAUCAUCUGCUUCGUGAUGUCUCUACUCCUCCAGCACCCAGGAGUCUACAGCAAGUGCUACUUCCAAGCUCAAGCCCCCUGUCACUAUGAGGGGAAGUAUUUCACCCUGGGCGAGUCUUGGCUCCGCAAGGACUGUUUCCAUUGCACUUGUCUGCAUCCUGUUGGCGUGGGCUGCUGUGACACGUCCCAGCAUCCCAUCGACUUCCCGGCUGGGUGUGAGGUACGUCAGGAGGCAGGAACUUGCCAGUUCUCCUUGGUGCAAAAAUCUGACCCUCGGCUGCCCUGCAAAGGGGGAGGGCCUGACCCAGAAUGGGGCUCAGCCAACACCCCUGUUCCUGGGCUUCCUGCUCCCCACUCCAGCUAAACUCAACUGAUCACCCAUCUGCUGACUGCUCACUGCUGCUGCCACUUCCAGGGAAACCACUAGCAGCUACCAAUGUAUUCUGAAUAAAUAAAUUAAUGCU